GGCCCGACUGUACAGAGGAUAAAAGGCGAAGAGAUCUUCUUACUUAUCGCUCACUAUAACACACACAUUCUCCUCAUCCUUCAGCUUCAUCAACUCGCGAUCAAUCGUUUGAUCAUACAAUCUUACACUAUGCCUGUCGAAAAGGGAAACACGAUCUUUAUCGCUGAGAGCGAUAUUGCCGCCAACCCCGGCCCUGUCAACUGGCAACAGAACCUCUCCCAGAAGUCCGACACCUACUACAUGAGCAUCUUCACCAACAAAGACAAGAACGAUGAGCAGAGCUACAUUUUCAUCCAGCAAGGCAAGCUCGAUGCCUUGAAGGCUAAGUCAUCUGGUACUUCAUUCACUGUCCAAGUGGAUGAGUCUUUCCAGUAUGGUCAAAAGAACGCGCAAGGAGAAGGUCGUUUCUUGGUCUUCCACGACAAGUCCCGAAACCCGUACCAGUGGAGGUUUGUGUCGACCUUAUUUUCCAAGCUGGGUAAUGGCGCUCUCAAGGUCCUUGACCUAGCUCCAGUGCCUAGCACUGUCAAAGAUAUCGCCAAGUACUUCUCCGGAUUCAUUGGCGAUCCUCUGCGCAACUUCUAGAUAUGCUCUAGCGCAUUGGUCGGUUCUGCGCUCUUGUAAUGAGCACUGUUCUUUCGGUGACUGCUGUUAGAUCAGGUAGCAAUAGCAAAGCACAAUCCAUCAAUUUAUCCCGCACAAGCUGCAUCAUGGAACUCACCUGCUUCUGUUCAAAGCUUGGAUAGAACCCACGAACAUUUAAGAUAGUGAAAGCAGAGGAUAGUCGUACGCAGUUUCAAAGCCAUAGGGUGCAUAGCUAUGUGAUAUACUUGCGGUAGUGCAGAAGACUAGGCUAAUUCGAGUGCUGAAAUUGUCCUUCAUCGAUUCAGAGUCGCACGUAAGUCAACUGGUGAUCUGUAGGCGUUGGAAGAG
This is a messenger RNA of Boeremia exigua, 933 nucleotides long. RefSeq lists its product as uncharacterized. The transcript has 3 exons. The record is from RefSeq and is a predicted model, not a curated record. Bases 130 to 585 code for a protein of 151 amino acids. NCBI's taxonomy places the organism in Eukaryota, Fungi, Ascomycota, Dothideomycetes, Pleosporales, Didymellaceae.